Molecule: messenger RNA, 585 nt
Organism: Microthlaspi erraticum
Lineage: Eukaryota; Viridiplantae; Streptophyta; Magnoliopsida; Brassicales; Brassicaceae
Source: the annotation of a GenBank genome assembly
AUGACCUCUUAUGAUUGGGAUGAUAAGAGACUUGAUAGAUCCCAGAAUGCUGAAGAAAUCAAGGAAGCGAUUGGGUCAAUUUUGACUCUGUUAAGUGAUGCCAAGGGAUUACAGAACACGGUUAAAGAGGUGAAUCAAACCCUAAAUCUUCUUCAGUCGAAUCUCACAGUUCCUGAUGGCUGUCUCAAAACAGAUACAGAGAUCUUUGUGUUGGAUGAUGAUUUACCUGCAAAUCUCAACGAGUUUCUCAAAAACACUCAAGAUCAUGAUCAGAUUCUACCGAUUUCUAACAGUUCCAACAAUGAUUUACCUGCAGGAAACUUGACUGAUCAUCAAGAGAUGGAUCUUGUCAACAACAACACUGAAGAGAAGGAUCAGGCUCUGCUGGUUUCUGACAGUUUCGAUAAUGAUUUGCCUGCAGAAUACUUGGAUGACGAAGAGAUGAUGGAUCUUCUUGAAAGGUUGUUACCAGAUGAUGAUUUACCUGCAGGAAGCUUGAAUGAUGAUCAAGAGAUGGAUCUUGUCAACAGCAACAACACUGAAGAGAAGGAUCAGAAUCUGCUGGUUUCUGACAGUUUCAAAUGA